Symbiodinium natans is the source of this 1836-nucleotide messenger RNA. NCBI's taxonomy places the organism in Eukaryota, Dinophyceae, Suessiales, Symbiodiniaceae. The record is from the annotation of a GenBank genome assembly.
AUGGAGCCUGUUUCGCCACUACGGCCAGGAAGCACGGCAACUAUUGCUGGGCUGGGCUCUCUACACGUGCCCUGUCCCGACUACAGCAGCUUCUCUCCAAGUGCCUUGAAGACAUCUCAUAGCCAAAGUCCCGAUGCUACGAUGUCUUCGCCAUCCUUGAAGCCUUCAGCUGGAGGAUACGGUUAUGCUAGCUUCGGCGCUCCGAACUCAUUCUCAACCACGGGCGUCUCGAGCUCUCCCCGUGUGAAUGGCCUCAGUGGCCUCAGUGGUCUCAGUGGCCUCAGUGGAGUUCAGGAGCUUUCCACGGAGGUGCAGCGAAAGGCGGUGGAGUGGGAGAGGCAGAUCGAGUCGUUGGAUGCCAAGGAGCUGGAAAUCCAUCAGACGCAGCUGCGACUGAUCAGGGAACAGACGACAGCUUUCCGAUCUGACUUCGCUGCCUUGCGCAAGGAGCUGGCAGACACCAAGGCCAUCGUCCAGAGACAACAGGCAAGCGCCAAUGAGCAGGGUGCUAGGCUCGACGACAUCCUGGCAAGGGAGCGCCAGGACCGUGAUGCCAGCCACACCUCGCUGGGCAGCCGCGUCGAGUCCAUCGAAAAGAGCCUGCCAAAGCUGAGAGACGAGAUUUCAUCCUUCAAGAUGCUGCUCCGUGGUCAGGACGUGGCCAUGAUCCUUCAGGCCCACGAGGAGGAGAUGAAAUCCAUCAAAGACUCUCAUUCCGAUAUGCGGAAUAGGCAUAGUGCGAGCGACCAGCACCAUGCAACCUUGCAACAAAGAGUCGACUACCUUGAGAAAAUGAUGGGGGACUCUGCCGACCAGCACGCUGCCCACAUAAAGCAGCUGGAGGAGCUGCGCCGGUGCCACGACGACUCCCAGGGCCGACACGCGAAUGUUUCCGACAAGUUGGACCGCCUACGCCAUGAGAAGGAGACGCUGAAGGAAACGCUGCACAAUCGCCAUGGAACCUUCGAAGACCGCCUUCUCAGCCUCGAGCGGUUUAUGUCGGAAUCCCUUGACAAGCAUGCCAAGGAGCUUUCAGAUUAUCGAAAUGCACACGGGCGGACCAGCAGCGAGACGCAGGCAUUAAAGGACAAACAUGCCUCCGUGGAAGAGCGUCUCAAAUUUUUGGAGCAAACUGUUGGUGACUCUGCGGAUCGACAUGAGCGACACGCUCAGGAAUUGAAGCAAGCAAAGCUUCAACUCGAGACGUUUCAUGGAAAGCUUUCAGAUGAGCAGGGCCACCGAGAGAGGCGAGACCAGCAUCAUGCGACAUUGGAGGAGCGUAUGCGCUUCCUCGAGCAGGCGCUGGGAGACUCAGCUGACAAGCACGCGCGAGAGCUCAAGGCCCACAAAGAUGGCCGAGACCAACAGCAUGCUUCUCUGGAGGAUAAGGUGAAGUAUAUCGAGAAGCUUAUCGGCGAUUCUGCUGAUGAGCAUGCUAGAAAGCUUGAAGCUCACAGAAGAGAGCUGGAGGACCAGAAAAGGAAUCUCAGCAACCACCAGCAGGCUUUUGAUCAGCACAGGAAGCAGACCCAGAGCCAGCAGGCAACGGUCGAGCGACAUGCUUCUUUUGAGCAGCGGCUUGACUUCCUGGAGCGUGCUUUAGGAGACUCGGCUCAGCACCACACCGGCCAGUUGCGGGCGGCUAAGGCAGAGCUUGAGCAGAAACACGAGGCACAUCAUGCGGCGACCGGCUCACUGGCAGACCGGCUUGACUAUGUGGAGAAAUGGUUCGGUGGGCUGCCCGGCUUUCAACCUCCAGCUGUGAGGAAUCGGACAGACUUUUCGCUGGCUGAGCCUGUGAGCCCUGCCACUUACAGUCCGUACACAGCCGCCUGA